Molecule: messenger RNA, 2715 nt
Organism: Hyaloscypha bicolor E
Lineage: Eukaryota; Fungi; Ascomycota; Leotiomycetes; Helotiales; Hyaloscyphaceae
Exons: 4
Coding region: 287-2617 (776 amino acids)
Source: RefSeq, a predicted model, not a curated record
CAGGAAAACUAGCUAAGUAGACUCUUAAGCCUGACAAGGCAUCCACGCAUCACUAAGACUACUUCCAAUUUCGCUCCUUCCACGCCACCCCUACCUUAGUCCUAGUCCAAGCGAGUGUGGUCACUCCGUUCGGGCAUGAGCUUCCGGCCGCGCGAGGCGCAGCUCGCACCUACAAAACAGUCUCUCUGCCCGCUUGACUCGACUGCCAAAGGACUGUCUCAGGGAGGGUCGCGCCUAAUUUACAUUGACCAUUAUUUAUUAACAAAAAGUCGGCAGAAGAGUCACUAUGCCUCCGAAAAAAGCCAAGCUUUCGAAAGAACAGUUGAAAGAGCUCGUUGAUGAUUAUGACAUCAAUUUUGAAGGUCCUGUGCCACCGAGGCAGUGGCCUACCCAAUACAGCCACCUUUUCCAGGUUAUACGGGACAUCUGGGCCAACCGAUAUGACAAAUAUAUCACAAGAACUGAUAUAGACCAAAAGACUAUCAGGAAGCAGAUAGCCCGGGUGAGAGACCUUCGCACCAGAGCUACUAGUCUGAGAAUGGAUUUCAGUAUCAAUGAGGAUACUUGGAGAAGUUUGAUCGAGACACCUGUCAUGGGGCGGUUUGACCAAGAAAUUGUGUGUGUUCGUUGCAGAAAUGAGAACUGGCAGUCAGAAUAUGAAGCACACCCCCGAAACGAGGACGACAAGGAAAAAUUGGAAAUGAAACGAAAGCGUCGACGCCAGUGCACCUGCGAUGAUGGUGAUAUUUCUGGUCGAAAUCUAAAUGAGGAUAGCGAUGAAGAAAACCAGACCAAGAUUUUCAGCGCAGUAUCAAGCGGAUUAGUGUCUCAUGACCCUCAAGAUGGCCUUGAAGACUCUAGAAUUCCAAUGAAACCCGAUAGAGUUAUUGGAUUAAGCAUGAAUGAUCGAUAUCGGAGGUACAUUGGGUCCUUCUCUGUCAAACUUUCGCAUUCCCCUGUCAAGAAACUGCAACUCAUGUACCCAUUCCUUGUCCUCGAAGCAAAACGUGAGAAUGGUGCGCCAGGGUUCAGAUCUGUGGAAUCGCAAACUGCAUUCCCCAUACGUCGAUUUUUAAGGAUCCAAGAUGAGCUACAGAGGGCCAGCGAAAAUAAAAUUGAACUUGAUCCAUUGGUGUGGUUCUUUGCUUUCCAAGGGGAAGAAUGGCGACUCUAUUCCGCAGUUCUUGACAAAAAUAAAACGGUGCAAGUUUUUCAUCUUUGGCAGGGCAAUCUGGAGUCGCAAGACGGUGCAUUGCAAAUAUUCCAGAUUGUUGAUUUCAUUUGGACAUGGGCCCGCGACGUUUACAGGCCUCAAAUUCGAAGGUGUCUAAGUGGACGCGUCACCCACCCUCGCGAAAUAUCUCCGACUUCAACGAAUCCUUUCCCUCGCUCGCAAUCGGUAUUCUCUGUACUAAGCGUCCGAUCGGUUUCUCGAACCGUUCUGGAUACAAUGCAGGAAGACGAAACAACCGCGUCGGAGGUAGUGAAUGAUGAUCUCCCGGAAUUUCAGGACGCAGGCUCUCACCCGUUCCUCAGGUGGUCAGGUCCUCGCAACGUUUCCACACCCUGGGCUCCUCAUGCCAGUUUACGACAUUCCGAUAUUGUUGUAUUCUCGUUCCGCGUUCUUGAGAUCCCCGAAAGUCAAGAGAGCUUUCACGAUCUAAUCAGCUCUUUACGAUAUGACGAUGAAAAGUCAAUAAUGAUGUUGCACGCUCUAAAAGCUAUACAGCAAAAUCAAUACACUCUACCCUUAAACAGAGGCCAAUUACACAAUAUAGAGAGGUCUUGGACAGGAGUAAACACGCAGACGCCUUACGAACGAAGCACAACGGGUCACCCAGAUCAGAGGGUUGAGGCUUUCUUUUUGUUUCGUACAUUCUGUCAGCAGGAAGAUUGGCAACUCAAACGGGAAAUUUACUGCGUCAUCUGGUCACCGCAAGCCGCGAGUGUGCUUAACAUGUUCAUAGAGACCGACAUUGAUAUAUUCUUUGACGAAGAAAGUCUGCCAUCAAUCCAGCACUCCGAAUUUAUUAAACCGUUUCAGCAACUCCGCCAACUCUCUGGAAGACAAUCUGUGGCAUACGCGCUGCAAAACACAAGCCUCAUCCUAUUACCCUGCGGCGAUGACAGUGGACGCGGAAAACAGCUAUUAUGGCGCCAACCUCAACGUCAAGGAAUACCAGAGCACGUGAUUGCUAAAACCGUCGCUUUAUUCGACUCCGCAUCAUAUAGCGAGGAUGGAAUACAGUCAUACCAUCAUCAGUGUAGCAGACUUCUUUGGGUGCUUCGGACAGAACAAGGGAUUGAUACUCCUGCAGAACUUGAAACCGUCCCCGAUAACGUUGGCAAGGGGGGAGCAAUGCUGGCGAUGAAGCCGAGCGCCUGGCCCCAACAAUGUCCUCGGUUUUGUCUCUUUGUACUCCUCGGCCAUGGCGUUUAUGAUGAAGCCCAUCUUGGAAGUCUGCUUCGCUAUACGGUCCAAGAGCGAGAGAUGUACUGCGUUAUUGGAGGUGCUGCUCAGGAAACAGAGCUAUUUAGUGCCGCUGAUAGACACUUGCUCAGAAGCUGGGAGGAUUCCUUCAGCCGAAGAACUAUGCCCAUAGGCCAACUUAGUUGAUUAGCUGCGCGUUUGAUCAAGUUUAGAAUCCUGAAUAGCCACCAACAGCCCCGCUUUUCAUGUACUACAUUUUCCCCUUAAAUUCCCGGUAUAGCGUG